Molecule: messenger RNA, 1173 nt
Organism: Symbiodinium sp. CCMP2592
Lineage: Eukaryota; Dinophyceae; Suessiales; Symbiodiniaceae
Source: the annotation of a GenBank genome assembly
AUGGUCGUCUUCUGGGGCUGCUUGGUUGGUGCGUUGCUGGUCGGCGUUGCGCUAGCUGGCACGGGGCACCAUCCGCUCCUCUUGGAGGCCAUUGCUCGUGGAGAUGCUGAAGCUUUGCUGCGCUGCGUCAGCGAUGCGUACCCACAGCUGCAAGAUGCCUUUGACUGGCCGGGAAGUGCAGAGCUGCGGAACCUGGCUUUCUCGCUGCGCCGUGCAGCGGCUGUACUCACUCCGGCAUUGGUUCCCUGCCUGGGCCCUCGCAUCGCAGCGGCGGCAUCAGCACCAGCCUUGGCAGGUUUGGAGGAAGCCCUUCAACAAGGAGAUGUAACGCUGCUUCAAGAAGCAAGACAACUGACGCAAGUGCUGCAGAGCCACGCUCCUGCACCGGUGUUGAAGCUCGUGACCUCCGUUGCCCAGCGGACGGAGCUCGAGGGGAGCAUGUCUCCUGACUGUCGAAUGCUGCGUGCAGCCUUCGAGCGAGGCCAGUGCAACGAGAUCGCAAACGUGGGUUUGGCGUGUAUUGGAAGCUUGGCGGAGGCCGCUCAGCGUUUAGAGACUGUCGGCACUUGGACUCUCGGAGGCCCUCAGCAGAUUGCACGCAAGCUUCGUUGGCAGUGGCGGUCUGACUUCGGAAAGACGCGCGAGGAAGGCUUGGUUCAGUUGCUCCGACAGCAGCAGAAAACGCUGGGCGAUGACCGCGCACUAAACAUGGCGGAGAUCGGAGUGUGGUACGGCAAUGUGUCAGUUCACCUCUUGUCUGAGUUCCCAAAGCUCCACAUGCUCCUGGUUGACCCUUACCAUCUGCGUUCAGAAGGUGUCGCAGACGAUCAACCACAAGGUUUCGGUGAGGCCCUGGACAUCGGGACCCGGCAAACGCAGCCCUUUCGAGAUCGUGCCACUCACCUCCUCCAGCACUCCGUGGAGGCCGCCGGCUGGGUGUCCAGGAGCUCCAUGGAUGUCGUGUACGUGGAUGGUGACCACAGCUACGAAGGUGCCGCCUCGGACCUGGACGCCUGGUGGCCCAUCCUCCGGACUGGUGGAACCAUGGUUGGUCAUGACUAUACGAUCACAUGGCCUGGGGUCGUCAGAGCCGUCAACGAGUUUGCCGAUGCCCACGGCUUGGACGUGAACUUCUCUGCAGAACUUUGGUGGUUUCUGAAGCCAGGCGACUAA